UCCUCGACGUCCAAGAUGUACAACUGGCCGUUCAUCUCGCUGACGAUGGUCCACAUGGCUUUCUGCUGCCUCCUCGCCUUCCUCAUCCACCGCGUCCUCCGCCCUCCGCGACCUAGACAACCGGCUCCCGCGAUGACGCGCGCCUACGUCUCCCCGUCCGUCCCCAUGGCGGCCCUCUACCGCUCUCCCUGGGUUUCCAACUCCGCCUACAUCUACCUCUCCGUCUCCGCCCAAGAUCUCAAGGCGACUGAGCCGUCGCCCGUCUACUCCCUCGGCGUCCUCUUCAAGAAGGAGUCCUUCAGGUCCUCCCUCCAUGCCAACAAUGCUCUCCAUUCCCUCGGCGUCGCCAUCGCAGCCUACGGGGAGGCCAGGCUUCGACGCCUGGGCGCUCGCCUCUGCUGCCCCAGCUUCGCCGCCGUCGCCGUUCGGGAGGCCACGCGCCUCGUCCUCAUACCAGACCUGCUCACCACCCAAGGAUGCUCGCUCAACCCAGUCUCCCAUCACUACGUCGCCCCCUGCUGCUCGCCUUGCCCCUCCGCCCCGUGGAUGGUCUCCGUCGAGCUGCUCCUCAGGCGCACCUCCUCCUUCCGCUUCGACCUCUUCGUCUUCGGCACCAACUCGCUCUGCGCCUUCGCGCUCAACCUCGCCGUGUUCCUCCUCGUGGGGAAGACCUCGGCCCUGACGAUGAACGUGGCCGGGGUCGUGAAGGACUGGCUCCUGAUCGCCUUCUCCUGGUCGGUGAUCAGGGACACGGUGACCGCGGUGAACCUGCUCGGCUACGGGAUUGCUUUCCUCGGGGUGGCGUACUACAACCACGUGAAGCUGCAGGCUUUGAAGGCCAAGGAGGCGCAGAAGAAGGCCAGCUCGGGCACCCUGCUGGAGGAGAGGGACGGGGAGCACCACCCGAGGAAGAACGACUCGCAGGCGUAGGCCCCUGUUCGAUCUCGGUACUGAUUUCACUGUCACUCAAUUUUUAUACUGCUUAGUCUGCAGGUGUCGCUAUUGUUUAGGCUGUUGCUGGUAGUUUGAGGGGGGAGAGGGACGCGGGAGAGGGGGAGGAUGCGUCUUAGAUUAGGUUGAUUUGUUGGUGUAUUGAGAUUUCUGAUAUGGUUACCGGUACCUUUUGAUUAUUAUUUUUCAUGGUUUUAUUCAUCAAAUCUGUUGAACUCCUGAGAUCUGGGCUCGUGGUAUUCCGCUGAUUGUAGUGGUAUUGCGCUCAAUUUCUUUACUUGUUUUGAUAGAUCUAUUGUUUUGAUAGAUCUAGGUUGAUUGUCAAUGAUAUCGAUGAGGAUCUGAUGAUAUCAAUGAGGAUCUGGUAAUCUAUUGUUUUGAUAGAUGUGCA
This is a messenger RNA of Asparagus officinalis (garden asparagus), 1342 nucleotides long. RefSeq names its product probable sugar phosphate/phosphate translocator At5g25400. Gene Ontology annotation, molecular function: antiporter activity. Gene Ontology annotation, cellular component: trans-Golgi network; endosome; Golgi apparatus. Lineage: Eukaryota; Viridiplantae; Streptophyta; Magnoliopsida; Asparagales; Asparagaceae. The record is from RefSeq and is a predicted model, not a curated record.